AUGGCCUUUUCUCAGUCAUACGUGCUUGCCCUAGUGGCCUAUGAAUAUGUCUGGACUGUCGACGACAUUUCAAAACAAACGUCAACAUACACCACAACCUACUCUACUUGGCCUGGAUCGCACACGGCAUAUGUCCUUGUGGUCAACACUGCUAUACCCUCGCCAUCGCAGAUCGAGACUGUCGGUAUACCAUACACGGCUGUUCCUGGAGAAACUUCGACGCAAUACGUGUUAGCGACAGUGGCUACUCACAGUCCCAUGACGCUUGUCUCGAAGACCAUUCCUGCUCUCAUGACACCGACCACAGGUUCAUCUGUUCGGACAUCGCCCGAGGCACCAAGUCAGGAAGAAGGUGCAACCUCAUCGCACAAGCCUUAUUUCAGACAUGUCCAGAUCGUUCUUAUAUGCCUGUUCUGUGGUGGCUAUCUCUGGUCCCGCUGCCUGAGACAUCUUCACAGCCGCAGGCUUCAAGAGCGGCGAAGCGCAGUCCUGAAUUACGAAGCAUCGGCGAUCAAGGAAGCGGCCUGA
This is a messenger RNA of Aureobasidium namibiae CBS 147.97, 528 nucleotides long. RefSeq lists its product as uncharacterized. Lineage: Eukaryota; Fungi; Ascomycota; Dothideomycetes; Dothideales; Saccotheciaceae. The coding region runs from base 1 to 528 and encodes 175 amino acids. The record is from RefSeq and is a predicted model, not a curated record. The transcript has a single exon.